This is a messenger RNA of Cylicocyclus nassatus, 1701 nucleotides long. The record is from the annotation of a GenBank genome assembly. Lineage: Eukaryota; Metazoa; Nematoda; Chromadorea; Rhabditida; Strongylidae.
AUGACCAACGGCGUGGCAAAUCAUCAUCGAAUAUCGAUCAUCUCUUCAUUCGGCUAUUUCUAUCCUCCACAUGGAUCCACCGGACUAGGCAGACCGGCACCCACUCCACAGUCGAGUACUUCGACUACACCGCUGAGGACCUUUGGAGAAGCGACGCCUUCUCCCAUUCUGGACAACAUUGCUCGCAUUACGACUCGUUCAAAGACGACUACCCAGGACAACUCCGACUCAUCGCGAUCUUCACCACCGGAAACCGUAAGUCCAGUUGAUCCUGUUCUACUCGGUGGAGGCAUGUCCUCAACCGAGGUUAAUGCCUUAUCUCAAGCUUAUAGCGGCCUUACCCUCGGGAAGCUCGCACCUAAACACAUAGAUUAUUUUUCUGGGGAAAAUUUCCAAGACUUUAACGAAUGGCAUCGUCAGUUUGAAGACAUCAUACGCACUUCCGUAGUCCCACUUCCCGAGCAAGGUAAAGUAAAUACGCUGUAUGCAACUCUAAGAGGUGAGGCGCGCGAUGUUAUAGAUGAAAUGCAACCUGAAGAUAGGAAUAACUAUGACAAAAUCAUUUCAUUUCUUCGCUCGCAUUUUGAGAAACCACAGUUUCAGGAUGCUGCCAAACGCGAAUUAGCUAAUUGUAGGCAAAACGCAGGGGAAGAUGUCUAUUCUUACAGUAAGCGCAUAAAAAAGGCCGUGUAUAACUUCAUGCGCCACGAACCUCAAACUAAAAUUCAACAAAAACUUCUGGAAGAGUUUGUGGAUCGCCUAAGAUUAGACUUGAAAUUUUUUGUUCGACCACAUAAAUGUAAAACUUUUGAGGAUGCCCUGGAGAAAGCGGCGGAUUAUGAAGCGCUCCACAAGGAAGCAUCCGACAACAACUUGGUCUACCAUCCAGAGCUGCACAUAUUCGUCCCGAAGGCCGACCUGGCGAGAAGAACGACACCGGAAACCAAUCAAGAAAGAAUGGAUCCACCAAUGGCCGACAACUUCAGACCAAGAGAGGCUACAGUAUAUGGAUAUCACGAUUCCCCAACACUAGACAGCACGAUUGGACCACUACAGGGAUGCCGCUACGAAGACGGAUCAUGCACAACCAAGGAUGGAGCGGCCGUGAUUUGGACACCAGAAUCAGAGGAAAAAUUUCACAGCGAAGCCGUUUUCGCCAAAGUUGGACUCGACUUAUGUGGACCUCUCAAAACUACAGAUAGAGAGGAACCUCCGACAACACCAACUGUAGCACCCGAAUCCUGUGUUUCGGAGACAUCACCAGGUGAUGUGCAUCUGGAGGAGGAGAAGAUCGACGUUCAGGACGUAGAGACGUCCUUGACCACGUCGAUCACCGAGUCGUCGAGUGCAAAGGAUGGGGAAACGUCCUCGAUCGCUCCUGAUGCCAAACCUCCGAUGGCAACGGAAUCACAGGACACUCAGGCAACCGGCGUCACAGUGGGCACGGUCGACAGUGCGCAAGGAUCUGAACGAUCCGUAGUCAUUCUGUGUACCACCAGGACACAAAUGGAAACAAGGACCACGAGGACGUUUUUCUCGGACGAAAAAAGGCUGAACGUGGCGUUGUCCCGUGGACGUCGAAACAUGGUCGGCCAUCGUCCGUUGGUGCCGCGAAGCUGGCGUCGUCACGGACCUCAACUUCUUCGACAACCAGAUGCGGCCGAUGUUACGAUACUGAGUCCGAGGACGGACUCUUGUUAA